This is a messenger RNA of Pelobates cultripes (western spadefoot toad), 13193 nucleotides long. The record is from the annotation of a GenBank genome assembly. NCBI's taxonomy places the organism in Eukaryota, Metazoa, Chordata, Amphibia, Anura, Pelobatidae.
CGUACAUUGUGUGCGCCGGAAGCUGUGCUAUUCUCCCUGCAGCAUGGCGGCCGAGCAGGCUGGGGACGUGCAGGCUGUUCCUGAGGAUGUUCGGUCCUCGGACCGGGGCGGCUACCGAUGCAUCCUGUGCGGAGUCAGCAUCCCGAACCGUGAGUAAGCCCGUGACGUCACCGGCAGGGGUCCUCAAACUCCGGCCCUCCAGAUGUUGCUGAACUACAACUCCCAUGAUUCUAUGAAUUCCAUAGAUAGCCAGAGAAUCAUGGGAGUUGUAGUUCAGCAACAUCUGGGGGGCAGGAGUUUGAGGACCCCUGGCCUGGGGGGUGGAUUCGUUAAGUGAUUAAGUCCCUCAGUACCAGGAGGAGGAGGUUACGUUCCUGCACUGACACUGUGUUUACUGUUAUCGUGUGAUAAAGGCAGUACAGGCAAUGGGCAGUCCUGCUAAUACAUUACUGUGUAAAAAUCACAGCCUCACAGUCUGAAUAAAAACCCAAAUCCCUAGCCUUAUCCAUGGUAUAAUGGGCAAAUCCAUCACGUCUUAAAAAAUAAAAAUGGCUUAAUUUUCAAUCAAAUAGUAACAUACUCUAGACGUUAUCAUCUCCUGCUCUGCAAAUUGAACUUUAAUCACAUACAGUAGGCUCCUGCAGGCUAUUGACAGAGUAGAGAUAAGACAUUCUAAAUUAAACAGACUGUGCAAUAAAGGAAGUGUUUAGGAAGGCUGUGCAUUUUACAUGCAGGGGAGUGUGACCAGGGCUGGAUAAAGAAAGUGAUUUAACUCCUAAAUGGCAGAAAAUUGAGCACUGCUCGGUCAUGAUCUAUACAAUAAAACUGAUUCAUUAAGAUAAAGUUUGGUGACUAUAGUGUCUCUUUAAAUAUUGUAGUAGUUCGUCACCUUGCAUAGAAUGAAAUUAUUAUUCUACAUUGUAGAAGCGUGUUAGCAAAUGGCAAUGUACAUUUGUGCUACACAGUGGCUUGAGAGAACAAAUGUAAUCCAUAUAGAUGUAUUUGCAAGUUUACUAGCACAUUAUCUAUACCUUUUUUGUGCUUUAAAGCGACGUACAUUUACAAUUUACAAGCGGCACAUUACAUUUGAGUAUUUUAUGAAAUACUUAUAUCUACUAUAUUGGAAUUUUAUAGAAAUGACAGCAUAUUCAAACUAUAUCGUAAGACAAAGUAAGGACUAUGUUAUCUUGAGUUUAAAGCAAAGUUCACAAAAUUUGAUAAAAAGGCAGAGCUUGUGCUUUCAAGUUAUAUCACUUCACAUAACAGUUGCUAGAGACGCUGUAGGAACCAACUUCUUCUCACACGUUGCAAGAGUUGAUCUGUGGAGGCUCUCGUGAUCCUUCAAAGACCUCUGUCUUGUGUUUUAGUGCAUUCAUGAGCGUGAGAUAUUGACAUGGCUCCUGGUAAAUGAAGUGCCAGGAGCUGAAUAUGUUCACCACAUUGACGAUGGCAGAAUCUAAGAGAGCAUCAAAUAAAGUGACAAUCCGGCAUGUCACCAUUUAGGGGUCUUUGCAACGUAUGUGUCAGUGCUGCUUUUAAGUAGUUAGUACAGUGAGUGAUGACUGUAAAUGCUCAUUUUCUAUUACUCUGUGUGGUCUGCAUGCAUUCUAGUGGAUACCAGUGAUAUUUAUCCAGGCUUGAAGGGAUACUCCAGGAACCCAGACCACUUCUGUCCAUUGGAGUGGUCUGGGUGCCAAGUCCCAUCACCCUUAACCCUGCAAGUGUAAUUAUUGCAGUUUUUAUAAACUGCAAUAAUUACCUUGCAGGGUUAAGUCCUCCUCUAGUGGCUGUCUAUCAAACAGCCACUAGAGGGACUUCCGGGGUUCUUAAAACACUAAAAAAAAUUAAACAACGCAGGACAUCCUCAGGCAAUGCAUCGCCGGAAUCUCCAUGGGAAAGCAUUGAAUAAUGGUUUCCUAUGGGGAGGUCUAUAGCGCAUGGCCAUUGCCGCGCAUGCACAUUAGGUCUCCCCGGUGGGGGAGGAACGUGGGCGGAGCCUGACCCAGCGCCAAGGGACGUCAAAUAUGAAGAAUAUAGACCAUAAGGAUAUAAGAAUGCUUAAAAAAUAAUUAAUGGUAAAUUGCCAUAAUGUUCAAAGGGAGGUAUAUUCCCUCAUUCUAGCAUAUGUGUUAAGAAAAUAAACUGUAAAUAGAGACAAAAGUGCUUAUUGCUCUUGUAACGGAGCUCCCUGUACCCCUGGCUAGGUACCUCCGCCAAGUUCUGCUUCUGCCCACAAUAGCCGUGGCUUGACUGGGCUCCUGGAACCGCUACCUCCUGGAGCAGAAUAGGUAAUUUGCUCUAGACACCUCCUGGCACUGGAUGACACUCAGUCCUGGGAGCUCUAGUCCUUACAAGGACUUUCCCCGUAGAAUCCUCCAUAUUGGAACAGUGAUUAAAGAAUAGCUCUUUCCCUUCCCAGUAACCAGAUGACACAGUUCUGAGAGUACAUGCUGGAAUAGAUUUAUUGGCAGCCACAACUGGCCUUAUAUGCAGGUUCCCAUGCAAGGGGCACCCCCCUUGGACCUGAGAGUAGACUACAGUAAAGACAUACACACAAUUACAUUGGCUCUCAGGUCCAGGACACUCCCAUACAAAACAGGAUAAUACCUCCCCUGUGCAUGGGAGAUAAUUGAGUCAAGCACUGUAUUAAACUCCAUUAUCUCCAAGCACAAAAAAACACACAUUUCCCAAACACCCCAAAAGUACCUUAAAAAUACAUUAAAACCCCACAAAAGUUACAUCCCCUGAUAGCCCCAAUCUGGGUGACCAAAACAUCGAAAAAUUACCCAGAUCAGUUCAGGAAUUUCCUGGAAGUGAUAAUUUGACCGACCGCACGCAUGGUCCCAUGCCCAAAACAGUUCCAUAGAAUCGCGGCUAAGUGCCACUGGGAACCGACCGGGAACCACAAAGUCUUCAUGCUGAAAAUAGUUUCAGGGCAUUCGCGGCUAAGUCCCCCUGAAGUCUAUUCGUGUCCAUGCGAACUGCCGACAGGGAGCUAGCGUUCGGUUCUAUGCGCACAAAUGGAAAGUGCCGAACCAAGGGGGCUAAAAUAUGGGUCUUUAAAAGUCACUGACCUGCCCCAUAGUAGGUGGGCAGAAGACCAGCUUCCACACUCCUCCAGGAGGCAAAUAUCUGUGGAAAGUGGCAUUUGUCACAUAUCUUCCCUCCUCUGGGGAGACUAACCAGACCCUAGACAUCCAAUUGGUCUGGGACUGUGUUAGUCUGGUGUCCCUUCCCAAAAGGGUCAGCUGUAAAGAGGGCCUCCUGCCACAAGCUUACGUUUGUAAAUCCAGAGUCUUGCUAGGGAGGAAAACUGCUGCACUGCACUCAGUGUAGAUCAAGUUGUAGCUGCCAAUAAAAUUAUUCCAGCUUGUACUCACAGAACUUUUGUGUCAUCUGGUUACUGGGAGGGGAAAGGGGAUUUAAUUACUGUUCCAGUGUGGAGAAUUCAACGGGGAAAGUCCUUGUAAAGACUAGAGCUCCCAGGACUGAGUGUCGUCCAGUGCCUGGGGGUUGCUAGAGCGAGUUCUCCAUUCGGCUCCUGGAGAGAGUGGUUCCAGGGACCCAGUCAAGCCACGGCGACUGUGGGCAGAAGUGCUGUGGUUUGCCCCCCAUUCCAGCUAGGAAGCGGUCCUUGGCGAAGGUAAGGACCGCUCCCAGAGUGCCAGUACUUUUUUGAGAUUUGUGUGUGUGUGUAUAUAUAUAUGUGUGUGUGUAUAUAUAUAUAUAUAUAUAAUUUGUUUUGUUUUCUGGUCACUACUCAUCUUUAACUUCAUAAUCCACAGGUCCCAGCCUCACUGACCACCUGCGUGGACGGAGGCAUGUUCGUCUUUGUGAGGAAAGAGACAAACGGCAACAACAGCAAGAGCGCAGUGUGUAUGUUAGAGGCUUUCCACGUGACACCACAGAGGAACAGCUGAUGGAUGUGUUUCAAGCCUUGUCUCCAGUCAAGAGCAUUGUUAUGGAUAAAGAUAGCGUAAGGAUCGUUAGCUAAAAUGUUAAAACCUAACGCACACCAAGUUUAAAGGAACAUUCCUAGCACCUUCACGAUUUAUUCAGUUAGUUAUAUCUCCUCUACUGUCUAUGCUAAUGUUUGUACGGCAUGCACAUACUAUUCGAAUUUCUAAAUAAUUGUUUGUAUAAAGGGUUAUUUUCAAUCUACAGUGUCCCCUAAAAUCUGUUAAACCCUUCAUACAACAUCCAUAAUUUUUGUCAUUGAGUACUUUACAAACAUACUCCCUGCUCCUAAAUGCUCUGUCAGGAGCUAGCAAAACUAGCUUUUAUCAUAUCCAUAGACUCCACAGAUCUGUAAGGAUUGGAAAAAUGUUGUCAGAAAAUACAUUCUAUAAAAGGCAUUAUAGGUAUCGGUAAUAUUCCCCUAUAUGUUGUAAUUACCAUCUGGUGUCUUCUUGAAAUAUCCUAGUGGAGCACAAUAUCACAUUUAGCUUGGUAAGCUAAUGGAAAAUAUGUACUGCAGGGGGCAUUUAAAUCAUUAUCCCUUUUUCUUUUUUGUUCCAACAAUAUUUGUUCAUUAGUGUCACUAAAUACUUAAGUACUUGUUACAAAAUGUAUUAGAAAUAUGUCAUAGGAAGAAGCAUAAAUAUAUCAUUAGGACCUUUAUUGAUUCUGCCUUUCUAUCUACCAACAUGUUUGAUGCAUGUAAAUGACUAUUCAAUUCUCCCACCGUAACUCUUUGGAAUUGACCUGUGAAGUGUCUUUCUCUAUUAUAUUAUAGGUUCCCCGUAUUUGUUUGACAUUUUACAAGGCUAUUUAAAAUCACCUAUACCAGCAAACUGUAUUUUUGUGUGCCCUGUUCCUUAAGGUGUAUUUGAUAUAAAUGUUGGUCUGUCACCAGCACCACUGCUGAGAAUUGCAUGUUACGUGUGUACCCCCAAUUCCCUUUUUGUUUUUUUGCAUUAUAAGAACUUCCCUUCUGUUCUGCAGGGUUUUUAUGCUAUUGUGGAGUUUGUGAACAAAGAUGGAGUGAGCUUGUCCCUGGCUGCACCUAAUCUAAGACUGGGUGAGAAACCGCUUAAAGUAAAACCUCGUGAGAAAAAAGAAUUCCAAAGGAAAAAAGGUGCAGGGCCUCGAAAGCUGCAGCCGCCAGACCCAGAAGCAUUAAGCAAGGAGCUUGUACAGUGCACUGAUGUAAGGAUGGGUGAAACUUGUGGAAUUUGUGGAAGGUUGUACUGUGUGAAUAUCAGUCAGAGAGACACUUUAUAUUCUGAAUUGGGAAACAGACUGACACAAUGACACUAGAGGGUAAAAUACAUUGAGUUGAAGUAUGAGAACAUUUUCACGUUUAGAUUGUUUGAAUAGAUCAGGUGAGGGUGAAAUGGAGAUAAUAAUCUGAAAGAUCUAUGUAUGUGAUUAUUUAUAUUACAGGUAGAGGAUCAAAUGAAGAAAUUAGUUUCUCUGUGUUCUCCUUCUCAUCAAGAGAGUCAUCUCCGUGAGCUUCUACUUUCCCUUCUGCAGGAAACCUUCACAGAAUUCUUUCCAGGUACUUGUAGUUUAUUGUCACUGCGUGACUGCAUUUCCUUGCCUUGCGUUUUACUUUACCUGUGUAUUCAUUACUGAUAGGGUGCCAACUUCUGGCAUUUGGCUCCUCUGUGAAUGGCUUUGAAAUCUCUGGCUGUGAUUUGGAUUUAUACUUGGAGCUUGGAGAGAAUGAUUGUGAAGAGAAAGUGAAGAGAAGAGAAGACCCAGACAGAGAUAUAGGAGAGAAGAUUGAGGGAGAUGCAGAAGUACAAGAAAUCAAAACGCAAAUUAACUUAUUAGACGAAAGUGACGAAUGGGAAAAGGAAGAUGAAUCAAAAGAAGAAGAAAUGAAAUCUGCAGAAGAGAGUGAGGAGGAUGAGGAUGAGGAAGAGGUGAGUGUCCACUUGGGCUUGUGUAGAUCCUGUGACAUAAAUAAGUCAUUUUCCCCAUUAAUAUGUUAUGUACCUACCUGCAUAGUUUUGGGCCAGUUUUAAAAUGUGUUAUUUUUCCUACUUGAACGCCUAUUUCUUUUUCUAUGGAAUAACUCUAGUAAAGGAUGUGAUCCCAAUAUUAGGCUCUUUCAUCCCUUUUUUAUACUGCCACUUUGUGUGUCAAACCAAUGCAAGCAAUACUGGGUUUGUGUGGAGUUGGAAUACAUGUGCUCAUAUUGUUGACUCAGUCUGCAACUGCCAUUUACCACUUCUUUACUUCACCUCGUCUCAAGCAAGGUGCCAUUCAACUGCAAUUCCUUAUCUCUCCACCAAACUGGUAUUUUAAUUUUGUAAUUUUUUUUUUUUUAAUGGUGCCUGGUGUAGUAAUAACAAAGCCGUGUCACUAGGACCACCUUUCGUAGUAAUCUGUGAACUGUUAGAACAGCUAAUGGUGCCUCUCACUGCACAUAUUGCUGUCACUGCUCCAUCACAAUAUGAGGAUACACCUGCCUUCGCUAUACCACAAUGCACAUAAUGAUGGAACCAGGUACACCCUGUUGGUUCAAGUGCUCCUAUUUGUCAAAUGAGAGAGCGUGUGUCUUUGUGUUUGUCUUUAUGUGAAUGUGUCAUUGACUGCUUGUUUAUAUGGGUGGGAGUGGCUACUUAUGUGCACAUGUUUAUGUAUAUGAGAGCAGCUAGUUAUGUGUGAAGGGUUUGUUUGCGUGUGUGACUGAUUAAAUAUGUGUGUGUAAAUGUAAGUGGCUAAAUUUAUAUGCAUAUUGUUUUUAACCAUUUGAGUGCUAGACAUUUGCUCACUUCCGGCACUAAAAUGGUUGACUUUUUUUGUUUGGUUUAAUUUUUUUUAGCAUUGCUCCUAAAUUUUACAAACCCUGCUUUACAGUGACAGUGUGAUAUUUAAAUAAUAGGAUUUAAGGUAGUUUAUAUCAGCCAAGCUCUUUAAAUUAUAGAUGAAAGCUAUGUGAAUACAUCUGCAUAUCUUAUCCAUCAUUGAUUCUGUUAGUGUCACAAUAUCAUUGCCCUUUUUAGGAUGUCACUCCCGGCCUUUCUUUGCAAGGACUAUCCUCUGAGGAGGUUCUGGAGCUUGUGGAAAAGGUUCUUCGCCGCUGUGUUCCUGGAGUGCAUGGAGUCCAGAGUGUGCCCUCUGCACGGCGCCCAGUAAUACGCUUUCAGCACAAAACCUCUGGGUUGAGAGGAGAUAUUACACUGAAUAAUAGGUGACUCCCCCCUCCUAUUUACAACACACAUUUAUAUGUGCAUUUAACAAAAUGUGCAGCUUUCUCUUCCUUGUUUUUAACUCCAUAGUCUGAGUGGAUGUUUGGCUUCUUUUUUACUGUUUUUUGUUCUCCCCUGUCGCCCCUGUCGCCCCCACGCCUCCCCUUGUUGCCCCCGUCGCGCUCCCCCCUGUCAAGCCUCCCCCUGCUCUCCCCUGUCGCUUCCCUCUCUCGCCUCCCCUGUCGCCCUCUCUCGCCUUCCCCUCUCAGCUUCCCCUCUCUCAAGCCCCCUUCCUCGCCUCCCUUCUCAAGCCUCUCGCUUCCCCUCUCUCGCCUCCCUCCCUCUCGCCCCUCUCUCGCCCCCUCUCUCGCCUCCCCUCUCAAGCCUCCCUCCCCUCUCUCAGCCCCCUCUCCUCAAGCCUCCCCUUCGCCCCCCUCUCGCUCCCCCUCUCGCUCCCCCUCUCGCUCCCCCUCUCUCUCCCCCUCUCUCUUCUCCUCUCGCUCCCCUUUCUUUUAUCAAGCUCAUGCAGCUUUUUUGUUAUUUUCCAUCAUAUGUCUUCUUUAUAAUUCUUGUCUGUUUGGUUUUUUUUUUAAUGGUAACACUCCUGUUAUCCCCUCUCUCUGACCUUCAUAUGUCUCGCAAGGCUUUUUUGUUUGUUUUUGGACUCUCAUUGUUGCCUCACUCACUUGAUCUUUCUUCCAAACCAGGCUUGCUCUUCGCAACUCCUCCUUCUUACGUCUCUGUUCUGACCUUGACCCUCGAGUCCCGCAACUGGUAUAUACUGUGCGAUAUUGGGCAAGAGUGCACCAGCUUGCAGGUGAGAACACUAAAUGAGUGAGAAAAUAGUGUGCAGAGGUGUAAAGUAUAAGAUGAAGCAGUGAUGUAAUUACCUCGGUUGCAACUGGGACCAUCACUCCAGGGGACCCAGCAUUGCUGUUAAUCCCUGCGACCGUGGGCCUGCAUAACUUCAGAGAAGGGCACGUGAUCACAGAGUGACCAGCAGAAGGGGAGCACUCUCUUGUCGGUCACUUCUUGUAGCGUGGCCAAGCGGACAGAGUUCUGACAGGAAGUGCAGCAGAAGGGAGAAUGAGACACAUGGAGGGGCUGGGUAGGGAUGAGACACAUGGGGUGUGGCCCAGGGCACUUUUUGCACCAGGACCCAGUGGUUUCUAGUUGCCUGUCUCAGUAGGAGCAUAUUUUAAAAUGGAUUUGUCAAAAUGCUGUGUUUUAAAAUAUUGAGCAUUAUUACAGCUGCAUUACAAUUAAUACUGCAUUUAUUAUUGAGUAGCAUCAUUACUUCAUAGCAGGUACACUGCUAUAAACCUUCUGCCUGCACUUGCUGGUUUGUGAUCAUGUACCCUUGGUUCGGAUACCCACGAAAGGUUAAGGAGUUAUUCCACUGCGUUAGGGGAUACAUGUGAGUUCAUGUUGUGGACAAUAAGUCCUGUUAUGUGAAGAUGAAACAAUGGGAACGUUGGGGGUUAAUGAUAUUUAUGAAGUGGGAGAUGUCUGUGGUAGCUUGAGGAAACUGAAAAUAUUAGUGCCAGGGGUGAUCAGGUUGCCAACAUGUUGAAUAUAUAGCAUAUUGAAGGUUAGAAUUAAAACUGGGCAAAAGAAAGAUUAGUCACAGUAUGGGACCCAUAAUAUGAAAUAACUGCUUGUUUAUUCCUGUACCUGGACAACUCAGGGGAAAGUGUUUUUGGUUCAGUAUAUGAUGUCACUCACACCCCACAGGUAACCCGUUAGGAGGUGGACCCCUGCUGAAUAACUAUGCACUGACGCUGCUUGUUAUUUUCUUCCUGCAAACAAGGAGCCCACCAGUUAUUCCCACUUUGAACAAGCUUAGAGAGGAAGCGGGUGAGUGAAUUGCUAUGCCAAAGGUUACUGUGAUGUCAGAACGAUAAUUUAAAGCAUCAUAUCAGGGCAGUCUUACCAUUCUUACCACUUCCUUAUCUAUUAUAGAAACAUAUUUUUUUUUUAAACUAACUGUUAUUCUAGUGAUUUAAUCUUGAAUCAGGAAAUUUGAUCUCUCAACCAGUCCUGCUCUUACCAUAUGCUUCUAUGCUGAGAGUCACUGUAAAGUACAGAUGCUUGCAACAUUGUGCAAUAAAGUUGCUCACUGUAUCUCAUACAUUAAAGAAAUAAUGAGAACUACUCCUGAAAUAACUAAAACCCCGAGGCAGCCUCCAUUUAUGUGCAUGGUAUAUAUAUAUAUAUAUAUAUAUAUAUAUAUAUAUAUAUAUAUAUAUAUAUAUAUAUAUAUAUAUAUAUAUAUAUAUAUAUAUAUAUUUUAUAAUGUUGAUGUUUGUUUCUUGGUAAAGAGCUGUUGCAGUGGUUGAAAUUUGUAUAACUGCCAAAGAUGUACUUCUGAGCACUGGGCAGACAGGUUUUUUUUGGGGGGGAGAGGGAGGGAGUGUUGAUUUGAUUAAGCCCUGUUGUGUACAAGCAGCAGGGCUAUAGGGAGACAGGUCCCAUGUUGUCUGCACCUCAUUAAUUGCUACCUCACGGUCUGGCACUCUCUCGUAAGUCAGAGUACAGCCACACUCUGAUUCACCGAAUGCCAACAGAGCAAUUGCCAGAGGCGCAGAUCUCACGCUCCCAUACUAGACCACCCAGGGAUCCUGGGAAAUCCACCAGAAAAACAAAGGGUGGCACAAGACCGAGCACCACACACUACAUAUAGCCAGCACACACCACACACAUGCUACAUUUUGCAUGUUUUGAAAGUAGCAACUAUGAGAAACAUUUGUUGCUAAACUCCACCAUUAGUUUGGCUGAAUGACAGGACAACGGUUGUAAACUAGAAUAUAGGAAAGAAAAAAAAAAAUUAAAAAAAAAUAUAUAUAUAUAAUUUUUUUUAAUUUUAUUUUUCCUUUAGGGUCUAUCAAUUAUAUAUAAUCUGCACGAUAGUACCUCUCUUUAUAGGUAUCACACAGUGAAAAAAAAAAAAAAAGAUAUAUCCCUCUUUUAAAUAAAACAAUAAAAACAAGGUUUAAACGUUAUCAUUUUUUAUAUUUUGAAAAUAUAUCUGUAGGCAAAUGUUCUAACUUCCAUUAAAUACCUAUUACCAAGGGUUAUUCCCUUACAAAGCCUCCAUCAUAGAGCUCACUUUUCUUUCCACAUAUCCUUUUUUACUCAGUGCAACAGAAACCCAGUUUGGCUGCUUAUCCCUCUUAUUGCAAAGUAUUGCAUGAAUCUGAACAUAUUUACCUUGCAGUGCUGUCUAAUAAACCGUUUAUUGCCCUAAUAAACAUGCAUCUACUUUUUUUUAACUUUGACUCUUUGUUUUGUAAUUUAUCCUCUUUGCUUGAAAUAUUGGAACUUUGAAAAAGCUUUCCUUGUCUCCUGAAAUGAAGGCAUUCAGCUUCAGGAUCACACAGUACAAUCAGAGGAUUAAUUUCUCCUUUCGUUGUUCCUUCAUAUGUAGUAAAACCUGCUGGAGUCAUCAGCCUUGGGUGUGGAGAAGCUUUAUAAAGUAUUUAGCCAUCAUUCAUUUUUAGUAUAGUUUUUUUUUUUUCUUUGCUACCUGUACAUAAAUUAGAGCCAAUCAUUGCUUGAGCGCACUAAUAACGUAUAUUUAUGUUAAUUUUAUUUAACUCAUAGUUUGCAAAUCAUAGAAUAUAUAUGAGCAGUAUUUUUUUUUUUUUUUUUACAUGGUGGUGUUUACCAAGUGUCUGUUAAUGCUCUUAUAAGGUCAACAUAGCACAUAAUCCUUUUUAUUAAUCUGCCAUUUAAAGGUGCUUGUUUAAAUGAUGGCUUGUUUUAUAAAAUACUUGCUAUAAAUGAAUGACUAUGCAUAUGAUUUUAACCACCCUCCUUUUUAUUACCUCAAUGUAUGGGCUUAUAAUGGCUCAUGUUUGGAACUUGUUCAUUUAUGCCAUCACGCAUUUGUAAUUGAUAAGAUUUCAAUUUUAAAUGACUGUUCUGCUACAAUUACACCUGUGUAUUUUUUAAUAUUAUUUUUUUUUUUUUUUAUUAGUGAAUGAGGUUCCCCAGGUGAUUAAUGGCUGGGACUGCACCUUCUUAUCUGAUAUCAACCAAAUUCAAACCAGUGGCAACCAGCAGAGUUUGAGUAAGUGCCUACUAAUCUUUAUACUGGUGUUUAUGGUCAGGGGACCAUGGAUUGGAGAACUUAGUAGUGACAGACGUGUAAUAUUACUGUGUGGAGAAGCAUGAUGCUAUAAUGCCCUCUUAUUGUUUUGUCUAUGCGUGCAGCAUCAUAUGCACACCGUUUCAAAGUUCCCUGUUCUGCUCACAUGUCUACAGCCAGAACUUGUAGGUAUGCAUGGUGCUUCUCAAAAAUAAUGGAAAUGUUUUAAAAAGGCUAAAAUGUGUGGGAGGCAUAUGAUUUCCUAAUUAAGUGAAACUCACUACUGACAUUUUUAGCACAACCCAAUAGUUAAGUAAAAGUUUGCCAUGAGUUGUGCUUUUAUUUUCUUAGACUUCCCAUUGGGUGACAAAGUUGCCCUGACAUUGAAGUGUUGCAGAGGUAAUUUGUUUGUUUUUUUUAAAUUGCAUUUUUAUUUUAUUUUUUUAUCUUUGCAGCAUUAUGCCCCCAAGUAAAUUAAAAACAUUUCGGUAUUGCCUGUUCUGUAGAUUGUCUCAUCAUUUUUUCUCAUUAAUUAUACUGUAUGUAUUUCUUACAUUUUCAUUCACUUCUCUCCUUUUCUAGGUUGUCUUUUGUCUGAGUUUUUCUCAUUUUUCUCCUCACUUGACCUGGCCUCAGUUAUUUUAUGCCCUUGUAAUGGCUCUGUCCUACCUCUUCCUCUUUCUUCUCCUCCAUCUUGGCUGGAUGGAUUCCGUUUGGGACGUAUUAACGUACAAGAUCCUUUUGAGCUAAGUCACAAUGUAUGUGGCAAUGUCAGCACACGCACGGCUCGCUGCUUCGCAUCACAGUGUACCUCCACAGCUCAGACCUGCCGCACCUCUCUCUACCGUCUGCGUUCUCGAUGUAGACCCUGGGGAAUCACUUUAAUUUUUCUUCCUGCACUCUCUGAUGAAGAAAAAAAGGCAAAUAGUGUGGCUGAGAUCGUUGUACCACUGGGAGCGAUUUCGUUGGAGGUUGCUUUUUCAGUUACGAAGAAGGUUUUUCAAGAUGUGCUGCUGUGCACGUGUGAGGAAGAAGAGGCCAUUUUUGAAAAGGGACAGUCUACAACAGGUGAGACAAACAAGACACAAAAAGGAAGGGAGAGUGUCUUGGAUGAAGAAAUGGUAAUGGAGGUGGUGCAAGCUGUGCCGUGCAAGGUGGAGUACACUGAAAAACAGGAGCAAGGAAAUUGCAAGAACUGGAUAAAGAGUGAAGCACAGGGAAAAAAACGAGAAAGAACAGAUCUAAGUAAAAAGGACAUUGUGACAAAGAAAAGGAAGACAGAGGAGUCUGGAGAUGACAGUUGUAGAAGCCACUGUGAAAAUGCACAAAAACAUGAGGAUUCAGAUUGUGUGCGCUUGUUGAGGGUGUGCGUGUGGCAUCAAGUAUGGGAAGGCCGACGCAAGGAGAGGAGGCGUCGCCGCGGUGGGGAUGCAAAAGGAAUAGAGCUGGAAACUGAAAUUUCUCGUGCAUUGUGUUCAGUAAAAAUGGAAAGUAUGGGGGAGGAGCCUCUUAUAAUAUUGACUGUAAAUUUUCAAUUGACAGCCCAGGGACAAACACAGUUGUGUCUAACUUCAACUGCUGAUACUCAUGGACUCAGCCCCAUUUUUUUUCACUUUUUACAGGGAUUUUUACCUCGGAUUGUAAGGGAAUCUUUGGCAACUGGAGAAUGAGUGUUUGUGGUUGAUGUUCCACUGUAGCCAUAUUGUUUUUCAGGUCCUUUUUAAGCUUCACUAAUCAAAGCUUGAAUGAGGGCUUUGAUUUGUUAAUGUUCUUUCACUGUACUGUCAAUAUAUCAGUGUGUAUAUAUUUGUAAAUGAAAAUAUACUGGCCAUUUUUUAAUGUACGUGUGUACGGUUUUUUUUUGUUUUGUUUUUUUAUACAUUAUCUUUUUAAUAAAGAAAUACUGAAUUGGUAAGUUCUAGAAAGGCAAUGUCAAGGUUUCAAAAUGCAGUUAAAAUAUG